Culicoides brevitarsis is the source of this 2842-nucleotide messenger RNA. Its product is annotated as vesicular acetylcholine transporter-like. The transcript is spliced from 2 exons. NCBI's taxonomy places the organism in Eukaryota, Metazoa, Arthropoda, Insecta, Diptera, Ceratopogonidae. Gene Ontology annotation, molecular function: acetylcholine transmembrane transporter activity; choline O-acetyltransferase activity; xenobiotic transmembrane transporter activity. The record is from RefSeq and is a predicted model, not a curated record. Gene Ontology annotation, biological process: acetylcholine biosynthetic process; neuromuscular synaptic transmission; transmembrane transport. Gene Ontology annotation, cellular component: cytoplasm; AP-1 adaptor complex; membrane. The coding region runs from base 706 to 2457 and encodes 583 amino acids.
UCUCUCGACGACAUAUAUAAUAAAUUAAUAUAUUAAAAUAUUUAUCAUAUAUUACAAAAAAAAUAUUUAAAAAAAUCAUUAAAAAUUAUAUUAGAAAAAUAUUUAAAAUAAAUUAUAUUUUAAUUGUUAUCAACUUAAAUUAAUUAUUAAAAAAAAUCAUAGAAAAAGUUAAAAAUUUAUUGAAAUUGUUUAUUUUGUUGCGCGAAGCGAGUAAAAAGUCCCGAAAAACGUGCGAGACAACCAAACUGGAUUAAUUUAAAAAAAUUAUUUAAAAAAAAUCCGAAAAUAAAAUAAGAAAAGUGAAGAAAAUAGUGAUCAGUUAAAAUUCUAACCUCAAAAUAAAUAAAAAUAUAACCUAAAAAAAAGUUUCGAGGAAAAAUUAAAAAACCGUGGCGUCUUCGGAAGAGAAGGAUAACGGCGGUGAACCAUCAUCCGCCCUGCUAUCAAAAUUAGGUGGUUCAUUGUUUGGGGCGGUCAAAGGAUCGCCUCAGAAGGUCGUUACUAACGUAAAAGGAUUUAUUGCUGAUCGGAUUUCAGGAGCGAUUCCAGAUCCAGGUUGCCUUAUCCAUUGGAAGUAGACAAGUACAAUUGAUGACAUCAUAUCACAGAGGUUUGCUGAAACAAAAAAAAAAAUCAUCAUUAAAUAAAUCUUAAGAGACUUUAAAAGUUUAGUACAAAAAAAAAGUUUAAAAAAAAUAAUUAAAAAUGGAUGAAAAAACACUUCCAAUCCUGAACAUCACAGUCGCGGAAGCGAAAGCUCUGUUCUGGGAGCGUGUCAAAGAACCAACCAACCAGAAACGCAUCAUCUUAGUUAUAGUGUCGAUAGCUUUGUUGCUGGAUAACAUGCUGUAUAUGGUAAUUGUGCCCAUAAUCCCGGAUUAUUUGAACGAAAUUGGGGCAUGGGACGACGAUGAUGAAGUUACGACAAAAGCUACGAUUGUCGCGAAGAAUCAAAGUGUCGCCAAUGCACCUACCACGAUGCGAACGAUGCAUCAUCCGGGUCAAGAUUCGGCAACGGGAUUCUUGUUUGCGUCAAAAGCCAUCGUUCAACUUCUUGUGAACCCCUUUUCGGGUGCGCUGAUUGAUAAAAUCGGCUAUGAACUCCCCAUGAUGAUCGGGUUGAUAAUCAUGUUCUUUUCCACGGCAAUGUUUGCCUGCGGCGGAAGUUAUGGACUCCUGUUCUUUGCAAGAUCUUUACAAGGCGUAGGUUCAGCAUUUGCCGAUACUUCUGGCUUGGCAAUGAUCGCUGAUCGGUAUACGGAAGAGAAUGAACGUUCCCAAGCGUUGGGUAUCGCAUUAGCGUUCAUUUCAUUUGGAUGUCUUGUAGCGCCCCCUUUUGGCGGGGCAUUGUACCAGUUUGCGGGUAAAGCGGUGCCAUUUUUGAUUUUGGCGUUAGUUUGUGUGAUCGAUGGCGCCAUGUUGCUUCUUGUGAUGCGACCUGUCAAAGAACAGAUCCGGUUGAGUCAAGAGGCGAAACAGCCAACUGUGCCGAUCUGGAAGUUGUUGAUGGAUCCCUAUAUUGCGGUAUGUGCGGGUGCCUUGACAAUGUCGAACGUUGCCCUUGCCUUCCUCGAACCAACGAUCUCCGUAUGGAUGGAGGACAACUUAACGCGGGACAAUUGGAAGAUCGGGAUGGUUUGGUUGCCCGCCUUCUUCCCGCACGUUUUGGGCGUCGUUCUGACCGUCAAACUUGCGAAAGCUUAUCCGCAUCAACAAUGGCUCAUGGCAGCUGUUGGCUUAACACUCGAGGGAUUAAGUUGUUUCCUGAUCCCGAUCUCGAGUUCAUACCAAAUGCUCAUGAUCCCCAUUUGCAUCAUUUGCUUUGGCAUCGCGCUGAUCGAUACAGCUUUGUUACCAACUUUAGGUUACAUCGUUGAUGUUCGGUAUGUCAGUGUCUAUGGAAGCAUUUACGCCAUCGCUGACAUUUCAUACUCGAUGGCAUACGCUGUUGGUCCAAUUAUCGCCGGGGCCGUUGUCGAACUCAUCGGAUUCACUGCCUUGAACAUCCUCAUUGCAUUCUCGAAUCUCGCCUAUGCGCCCGUUCUCAUGUACUUGCGAAAUAUCUACGAUUUCAAACCGUUCGAGAACGAAGCCAACAUCCUAAUGCAAGAUCCGCCGAACAAGGAAUACCAAACUUACACGAUGCACAAUCAACAAGCUGUCGACGGCGAAUUCAAAAAUCAUCUCGAAUACGGUUACGAGCAACAAGGCGGCAUUGCCGAGACAAAUAUCGAUCAGGAGCCGCAAUAUCAGCAGCAAAAUGACUCGUAUCAGCAAUAUCAACCAGGGUAUCAGGAACAAGGCGGCGUUUAUCAACAACAACCACAGCAGCAGCAGCAAUCGCGUCACUUGCCUCAGCAACCUGUGGGAAAUCCAUUCAGACAGCGACAAGAACAGCAGCAACAGCAACAACCACAACCUAAAAUUUCGAAUCCAUUCCGACAAGGCAUGAAUUAAACGGUUCCUAUUAAAAAUUUAAAAAAAUAUUAAAAUAAUAAUUUCGCUUUAAAAAAUGUAAAAAAACUUCCCGUUAAAUAUUUAAAAAAAAAAAAUUGUACAAAUUGGGACAAAAUUUCAAAAAAUUGCAAAAGUAAGAUAAAAAAAAGUGUCGUCCUUGAAAUGAAAAAUAAAAUUGGCAGGCGCACAAGUGGUUGGCUAAUUCAUAAGUUAUACACACAAAAAAACUGCCCGGUCGAUUGUUUGGUUUUAAAUUAAUUGAAAUCUGAUUCAAGUCGUGUAAAAAGACAACAGAAAUAAAUAUAUCAUUGUAAUUUUAUUAUUAUUAGGUAUUAGAUAGGAUUAAGAAAAGUCAUGAAAUUCGAUACACAAUCAAUAUAAUAAU